UAUGCACAUUUAUAAAUGUCUUUCCGUAACAAUUAGGCACAUUAUCAUGGCAGGUGUCCAUUAUGAUAUAUUGAUAGAGGAUGAGCGCAGAAAUCUAACACAAGUAGCGUUACUUAUUCUUGAUCUCACACCAAAAGCGAUGAGACGACUGGCAACAUUAGUCCAUACUUCUUGGACCCCAAGAGCCAUUCGAUGUCACUAUUUACGAUGCACAGAUAAAAUGAAUGAACAAUUAAAGCUAACCAAAAAUGAGAAGGAAAUGUAUAUGAACCCAGGAGAUGGAUUUAUCAAUUGUGACACAAGUUUUCUUUAUAAAAUCAUUCGUAACUACGAUUUAGUUAUCCGUCCAACACACAAAUGGGGUGCAAAAGUGAGAGUAAUAAGUAACUCUGGAGAUAUUGUCGAGACACUAAGAGAACUUAGAAAUUGUGUUGUGCAUAGACCACACGUCAGCUUUCGAGAACAUGAAUUGCAUAAUUUAUAUGUAGACAUGCGAAGUAUUAUAGAAAAAAUGACUAGAUUUACCGAAAACAAUGAUCUUCAAAUCCAUAUAGACAACUACCUGCCUAACGCGUAUUAAAACCCUCCGCUUUAGAACAGAUAAUGUAACAAAAAUUAGUGCAUACCCCUGUGUAUCGAGGUUGUAACUGAAUUAACUAAUUAUACAUUUGAAUGUUAAAAAUAACACUAU
Molecule: messenger RNA, 691 nt
Organism: Mytilus trossulus (common blue mussel)
Lineage: Eukaryota; Metazoa; Mollusca; Bivalvia; Mytilida; Mytilidae
Exons: 2
Coding region: 2-580 (192 amino acids)
Source: RefSeq, a predicted model, not a curated record